CAGAAGACAGAUCCUCGUAGUAAAGAAGCUCCUUGCGCCCGUCCCAAGAGGCAGUCGGGCCGCUCAACUAGCGCGAGCGCGACCUCCUCUGGGCCUCCCGGCGACCAAAACGACCUCCUGUCGCGCAUUUCUCACCUGGAGGUAGAAAAUCAGAACCUUCGCAGCGUUGUUGCCGACCUUCAGUUGGCCAUCUUCAAGUUGGAAAGCCGCCUGAACGCUCUGGAAAAGUCAUCUACCUCCCACCAACCCUCGGCGGUUCCUCCCACCCAGAAAGUUGAACCGUUCAGUGUUCCCUCCAAGAAAGUGGAGCUCCCGUCCGCUUCGCCGGCAAAGAAAGCCGAGCCAGCUGCCGCAGAGGAAGACGACGAUGAUGACAUCGACCUUUUUGGUAGCGACGACGAAGAGGAGGACCAAGAGGCUGCCAAAGUCCGGGAGGAAAGACUCCGUCAGUACGCAGAGAAGAAGGCCAAGAAACCGGGACUUAUUGCCAAGUCUUCCAUCCUUCUGGAUGUGAAACCCUGGGACGAUGAGACCGACAUGGCCAAGAUGGAAGAGUGCGUCCGCUCCGUCCGCAUGGAUGGGUUGGUGUGGGGAGCCUCCAAACUGGUCCCAGUGGGUUACGGUAUUAAAAAGCUCCAAAUCCAGUGCGUCGUGGAGGAUGACAAAGUCGGGACGGACAUCCUGGAGGAGGAGAUCACCAAGUUCGAGGACUACGUGCAAAGUGUGGACAUUGCUGCUUUCAACAAGAUCUAGAAACGAAACUGUAAACCCCCUCUGAAAGAGUAACUAAUAAAGGUCAGGAUUGGGAGUGCAG
This is a messenger RNA of Apaloderma vittatum (bar-tailed trogon), 814 nucleotides long. RefSeq names its product eukaryotic translation elongation factor 1 delta (guanine nucleotide exchange protein) (gene EEF1D). Gene Ontology annotation, molecular function: translation elongation factor activity; guanyl-nucleotide exchange factor activity. The annotation marks the transcript as partial. Lineage: Eukaryota; Metazoa; Chordata; Aves; Trogoniformes; Trogonidae. Gene Ontology annotation, biological process: translational elongation. Gene Ontology annotation, cellular component: cytosol; eukaryotic translation elongation factor 1 complex. The transcript is spliced from 6 exons. The record is from RefSeq and is a predicted model, not a curated record.